AUGGCUCAACCGGCUCACAAAGUUUUCACUGUGAUUCAUAUUAAGUCACACAUCCCCAUUAUACUCGAUAUGCAAAAAAUGAAUUACGAUGCUUGGCGUGAGCUUUUCGAAACUCAUUGCUACAGCUUCGGUGUUUACGGUCAUCUCGUUGGUACUUCCACUCCAGCCAACGACGACGACACUCCUUGGAAGGACCGUGACGACAUCGUCAAAAUGUGGAUCUACGGCACCAUCUCCCCUUCUCUUCUCGACACCAUCCUUAAAACCCGUAGCAGCGCUCGUCAGAUCUGGACAUCCAUCGAGAAUCUCUUCCGCGACAACAAGGAGGCGCGUGCAAUUCAACUUGACAAUGAACUUCGUUCCCUUACCAUCGGUGACCUCUCCGUCCAUGACUACUGUCAAAAGCUAAAGACACUCUCCGAUCUCUUAGCUAACGUUGAUUCUCUUGUCACGGAACGAGUCGUUGUCACGCACAUGCUCAAUGGCCUCACCGAGAAAUAUGACAACAUCAACAACAUCAUCCGUCAUCGCCAACCGUUUCCAUCGUUUGCUACUGCUCGCUCCAUGCUGGUUGAGGAGGAGCGUCGUCUCUCCAAACAGAUCAAAACCGGCACAUUGACCACCAUCGGGUCUUCAUCUCAUAGUGCAUUGUAUACUUUCCCCGGUGGAAACAACAGCAACGACAGAAAUCCCCGUCACAACAACCCCCCUGGCGGUAACUAA
This is a messenger RNA of Camelina sativa (false flax), 723 nucleotides long. The record is from RefSeq and is a predicted model, not a curated record. NCBI's taxonomy places the organism in Eukaryota, Viridiplantae, Streptophyta, Magnoliopsida, Brassicales, Brassicaceae.